AUGCUGACAUAUUCAAAAUCUUGGCGAUCGAUUCGCUCGCGCACUGGUAGUCUGUACGCGAGGGCUCGAAAUCGGUUGACGAGCUCAUUUCGUGGUGGAACGAUGCCGGAAAAGGCGACCGGAAAGGAGGAGGUGCACACGCGGCAUGAUUAUGACGCGCAAUCGUCAGAAGUUUGGGUGGUUGCUUCCGAUUUUGAUGGAACGGCGAAUGGACACUUGAAAGUGAGCAAAGGAGACCGAGUCGAGAUAGUCGAAGAUCAAGCAACCGACUGUGCCGAUUACGUGCAAGUUGUUCUAUGCGACAAUCCGUCGAAACACGGACUCGUGCCGGCUUCGAUCAUCAUUCCACGUUAG
Messenger RNA from Caenorhabditis bovis, 354 nucleotides. The record is from the annotation of a GenBank genome assembly. Lineage: Eukaryota; Metazoa; Nematoda; Chromadorea; Rhabditida; Rhabditidae.